UAUGCCCUGGAUUACACAUAAAUUGUUUUUGUAUUAAAUGAUACUUUUUCAUGCAAAGAAAACAAAAAAAAAUUCUCCAAGAAGUUUGAUAAUGUUAGGUUUUGUGUGAGGCUGCUUUGUGAACUACAGCUCUUCGCCGUUCUCGACGCGAAUGAUAUACGUCACCACCCGCACUUGGAACUCCGGUACAAACAUGGUGACCUCUCUGCUCCACUUCACCGCUUUUUUCCAAGGGGAGGAUAAAAGCAUCGAAAGAGGUGAAAACCAUUAUUAGUCGGGGCAUCUGGAGAGUUUCAGUUUCGCCGAUGGGGAAAUUGUCGGUCUUGUCCGCGCCAUUCGCAGGGAGCGUGACGUCACGAGACGUGUAGUCAUAUUCAUUGUGUUCUCUCUACAGCCUUUAACUGAACAAUUGCACAAUAAACGGUCAAACUCUUGACACGAAAAAUUAUCAUUUAAAUCCACAAAAAAUAUAUCUGUAAUCCGGGGCAUAUAAAGACUGGGACCAGAAGAUAAUUACUUUCUCUCCAUUGAAACCAUGGGCUCUACCGGAAAGGGCUUGACCUCACCACUCAAUACCCAGGUGCAUACCUUCGAGCAACAAUUAUCUUGUCCAGAUCUAAAUAAAGCUACUGUAGGCCACAUCGGUUCUAGGAAUGAAAGUCUCCAGCGUCCGUGUCAUAUGCUCUCUGGGGCCUGUCGCUCAUGCAGUCUUCCGGUAGCUCAGGAACAUUCCCUGCACGGGCUCAUGUCGCCAUUCCAAGAAAUCUGCCACGCAAAACCCGUCACUAAUGGCAGUGAAUAACAGGACUCCUACAGCAGCCCCCCAGACAGAGCAGUACCGGGACUGGGUGCAGAACAGUACCGGGACUUGGUGCAGACCAGGACCAGCAGAUGUUGGUGUUCUCCGAGCCGCUUGGCGCCUCGUGGUAUGAACCAUGACCGGUCUGCGCAGUAAUGAAGAUCGAUCUCUGGGACAUAGUUCACCCCAAAGCUCUCUUACAGAAACCCAGUCUGAAAUCAGAACGAAAAACACUACUGCCCGGUAGGUCAAGUGCCUACCGGGAGGAAAUGGCACGAAAAAGACGUUGCAUUGGCCGGGAAUCGUACCCGGGCCUCCCGUGCGGGAGCCGAAAAUGGUUAAGCUUAACUUCCUUAACUUUCCCCAUUCAUUCUCAAUGGUAGUUCUUAACAGUACGGAUGUAAUAUAUUUCCUGCCACUGGUGGACAUUUGGCGCUGUCCCGAGUUUCCGUUAUUUAGGUUAGGUUAUUACAAUGGUCUUACCUGUCAACAACACUUAUCGCGGACCUUCAUAUAGGAUAGGCCUACACUUUUUAGCUGGAUGGUAAAACGCGACGCUGCUUCAAAACUGAAAUGCCUUUGCACCCCUUAAAUUGUGUGCAGCUCCUGCAACUCACAGACACAAAGUAGUGUUUAUUUCAGCCAGCAUGAAAGUAAGGGUUAUUUUCACGGGAAAGGUCAAGGUUUCUUUCCGGAGAGGGCCGACUGGGUAUUUGAGGCAAGACCCAUCAGUCGAGGCUAAGAGGAUAAAAGACCACCCUGACCUCCAGGACAAGUCAGCGGCCCAGAAUGAAGACCGGGUGAAAGACAAUGCCAGGUCUGUCGUAUUCAUGAGAGGGGGCGAUAUAUCAGACAAGCAGGAGGUGCUUGGGGAGUAUGUCCUGCAGUUUGGGAAAUACAAGGGAAAGUUAUUCCGGUGGCUUGCAGAGAAUGAUGUAGGGUACGUAAUAUACCUCAUCAAGAAGGUCAGGGAGGAGGAGAGAGCAGGCCAGUUUAAGCCAGAUGGUCCCAAGAAGGACAGCUUGUUGUCACUCCUGCAGUACAGCUACAGCUUCCAGGAGAUCAAGGACCUGCUGCUGUAUCUGGACAGUCAGGUAGUAACACCACCAGCUAAGGAUGACGAGGAUAACCUAGUUGGUUUUGGGGUUCACACGAAGAGGACGUGGAGGGAUGUUUGGAAGCGGAGAGACGAUGGAUUUUCUGCGUUUAUCCUGCGACAGCAGUGUACGCCAGGCAGCAAAAUGUUUAGGCUCCAGGACUACCUGAAGAGGCAGAGUGCUUCUGAGGGACGUGCUUCCUCUGGGCAUGCAACAUCGGCCUCUCAUUGCCCAGCUUUCACAGAAAUGGAGGAUGAUGAUGAGUUGGAGAGGAUGAUGCUCUCUAUAUCCCCAUCCAAACUCCAAGUGGAGGAAGGAGUUGAGGAAUGGGAGAGAAAGAUGCCAGCCACACCUAUUCCAGGCCAUCUUGGUUCCCAAGUUGUCGGAGUCCCUGUGGUCAAAAGGUUUUAUUCUUACUACAUGACUACUGAUUGUCCGGACAUGAAUUCGGAUGAUCUGUUCUACGUUUAUUUGUUGGUUAAGCCACGUUCUGGCCUGUUUGUUACGCCAUGUUCCGGCCUCUUUUAAUGCCUCGUAGUAUGAAUACACACAGAGAUGAUAAUACUAAUAAUUUUUUUCUCUGUCCCCUAUUCUUCUUCCUCUCCCUCCACUACUCUCCAUUACUCCAGCAUCCUCUGCCCUGUCUAGAGUACCUGCUCUGUCUACGGCAUCCAGGUCCUCUUCCGCCCUUCCUGCAGCACCUGCUCUGUCGGCGUCGUCGAGGUCGUCUACAGCACCCUCAACAUCAUAUCCACCUCCUGCAGCACCCUCGGCACCAUGUUCACCUGAUCCACCACUCGGUACGACCAGGAUGUGAUUCGUUGGAACUGCUCUCACCAUCAGAGAAUCUGGAUGAAGACUGAGAUGGAGGCCUUGGGGCUUUGGCCAGGUUCUCGACCGGUGAGACAUCCAAUGAACAUGAUCUCCUUGUGGCGUUACCCACCUCAGCCUGAGCUAAUUGACAGUGUUUACGAACUACCAUCGCCCAACUACUUCCAGCUCCAUCCAUUUUUUAUAUGGAAGCCAGAGCACACCAUAAUGGAGCGAGUGAAGAACAAUUACACUCUGCCCUGUCUCUAUGGCUGUGGAAGUCCUUUCAUUGUGUCAUCAGGGGUUGGGCGACCCCGUGUAAUUAUUGGCUUGAGUGGCCAGUAUUAUAUCCUGGCGUCACGGCUCUGUUGCAAAGGAUGCAACAAGUUCUGGCACGCAGACAAGCCUCAAUGGUUGGACAUGUUGCCGAGCCGAUUCACCAAGAUUACCUUCAAAAAGGCAAUUUGUAAGACUGUGAUGGAUGAGCUGCGGCGCUCUGGAAAGUCUCCAAAUGACAUGGCCAACCAGUUAAAUGAGGCUCUCCACCUGAAGUAUGAGCGGGCACAUUUGGCAUACCUGGAAAGUGUGAAGAACGUGCUGGAUGGAGAGAGUGGACUGUAUGGACAGCGAACCAUCACAGGGGCAAUGAGAGCAACAUCAACUCCUGCUCCAUUUGGUGGGUAUGCGGAUGGGUGGAACGGAGUGACGUUAUCGGGGCAUUACUUGGUCGAGUGCCUUAUUCAGGAGUUCCACAGACAGGAAGACACCCUUGUUCUCCUCCUCCAAGGCACAUUUGGUCAGGCCUUGAGAGCUGACCACACCAGGAAGGUGGCUCGGAAAGUGGUUCUUGCCUCAGGCACCAUGUCAUCAUAUGCUGUGAUGAAUGAAAAUUGGAUGAUCCUGUCCUGGGUCAUGCUUCAGACAGAGGGGGACAGAUCCUUGGAACCCAUGUACGAGGGGCUGUCCUGCCGUUACACCUCCGCAGACAUCCCCAAAGCCAAAUACCAAUGGGUUGACAGGGACUGCUGUGCAGCCUUCAGGGUCGCAAAGUCUGGUCCCCAGGAGCACCUCCUCUGGGACUGCUGGAGAACCACAGAUGAUUUAGUGGCUGAGGCAACUUCAGGGCCCCUCAACAACACCUGUGCAUCCCGCAGCAAGUUCAACAGCGACAUUGACAUCAAGCUGGACCUGUUUCAUUGCAUGCGCCGCCUCUCCAGAGAGUGUGUGUCAGAGCACCAUCCACUGCACAGUCCUUUCUGCAGCUUUCACUAUCGUGGACCAGACAGACCUGGAGAAACUUAAACAGGCAUACGUCUUCUGUGGUAUUGUGCCUGCUAAUCCCACCAAACAGCACACCAAAGAGCACUGUCGCACCAGGAUACCUGGUCCCCAAGAGCUGCUGGAGAGGGUUGAGCGCGUUUUGCAGCGAUUCCAUUUGGAGUCUGAUCCCGAUGGUAUCCCGCUGUUUAAGCCGUCAAUGUUGACGGUGUGGAGGAUUCAGCGUUUUCACAUCCUCAGAGGCUGCUUGAGUGACCCAGAGGUUGCAGAGGGAAUCCUUUACAGAUAUGGCGGAACAGUGCAGCUCAACCAUGUCAAGGGAGAGGGAGCUACUGUGCCCCUGUGGAUCCCUGUGAGAGGUACAUCACAGCAGGAGGGGUUCCAUUUCCAUCAGGCAAAAUGGGUGACGGGUAACAAGGUCUCCACAGAACUCUUCCAAGCUCAGGGCAUGAUUGGUGUGGCUCGGUGGAAUUUCAAGCGCCUUGUGGACCUGAAGUUGCCUGAUGUGAAGCUGCCUGCAGUCUUUGAUCCAGUACUGAUGAUCGAGCUGAAUAAGCUCUCUGAGGUGCUGACAGGUCAUGCCAAGUACCCUGCCUUGCGUGUUUCACACACUGACACAGGAGAAAGGUUUGGACUCCAGUAUCUAGAACCUGGCUGUCGUCCUGUCCCGCUGGACUGCAGCAAGCACAAGACCCAGAAGGUUCCUGUUGCAGGAGAGAGAGAGCACCACUCCUCAGAACCGUCUCUUCUCAGUGAGACAUUCACUGAAGACCCAUCUGAGGAGACGAGGGAGGAAGGAUGACCUCUUUGGUGUGGCUUCCCUUGGCUCACAUGCAGUGGCCCAACCCUCACAGCCAUUCAAAGUUCUAGUUCUCCCAGUCCCAGUGACGCCACCGAUGCCCAUGUCUGCCUCUCCACGUGCUGCAUGCACAGGUCCAGUCAAGGCAGGCGGCCUACUUUUUGUCCUGGACCAUUCCCGGUGGACACAGCCAAUGAGGGAUGCCAUCGAUGGCCUUCUGGCAAAGCACCAUGGCCAGAAAGACCUCCUCGCCAAGGUGGAUGCAGAGUAUGCUACCCUUGUGCUUGCUGCCUCCAGAGAUUCGAACAACUUGUUAUAUCCGACCACCAAACAGCACAUCUCACGGUAUGUGCAACACCAGGCCAAGCUGAUGAACACAAGUUUGUGUCUGAACACCGGUCCAGACACAAGAGCUGUGGCAUCAUCUCACAGAGGGUAGUGAAACUGUUUGUGUCCCGGUGGUAACCCUCCCACCUGCACCUGUGAAUCCGCCCAGCAGUAAGUCGCAAGAGCCCUCUCUCACAAAGGCUGAAAUGGAAAACCUGGUCAAAGAGCUUGUGCAAAAGCAGCAGCAGCAGCAGCAGCAGCAGCAGCAGCAGCAGCAGCAGCAGCAGCAGCAGCAGCAACAACAACAACAACAACAACAACAACAACAACAACAACAACAACAACAACAACAACAACAACAACAGCAGCCUGUGCCAAAAAAAAGUAGGAACUGUCUUGCAUGUGGCCAGCCUAAGUCCCGUUACCUUGGCGAUGGCUCCUCCAUUCACUUCUUUUACCAGGCAGGAAAGGUAAAGUACUUUAUCGUAAAGUACUGCAUCGGACCUAUGUAGCAGAAGGCCUUACUGAUCCCCUGCAUGGAAUUUCUUGACUUUGCUGCCACACCUUUUUUCAAGAGAGAGCUGGAGGCGGCAAAGCAGCGGUCUGCUGAGUCCAGGCAGGUAACAGAAGAGCGGGGAAAGAGAAAGGCCAUGGAGCAGCUUCCCACUGGUCGCCUGUGUAGGUUCUGCCACAAACCUAUAAAAUAAGGCCCAGGCGGUCGGCAUACACACACUGGGUUCCCUGGUGUGACCGGGAAAUGCGUGUACUGUCCUUCAAAAGUUUUUCACCUGUAUCAGUCAGAGGGGAGGACUUCGGAGAUGUCUUGGGAGGAGUUCUGUCAGUCUCCCUUUUGAGACUGAAAAGAAGAGGUGGGUGGCAGAAAAGGGAAGGUGAUUGGUCCGUUUGGAACACUUAUAGUUAUUCAAUUUGGUUCAUCUUUUAUUAUUUUUUUAUUUUGUUAUGGGUUUUUCUGAUCAGAUGCUGGAAAUACACUACUUUAAAGGUCUACCUUAAUUUACUAAGUUAAUUUCUAUGUCAUUUUUGUUAUUCAUUUAGUUCAUUUUAUCUUAGCUAUUUAAAUUACGCUGUUUAGUGUGUGUGUGUGUGUGUGUGUGUGUGUGUGUGUGUGUGUGUGUGUGUGUGUGUGUGUGUGUGUGUGUGUGUGUGUGUGUGUGUGUGUGU
Gadus chalcogrammus (walleye pollock) is the source of this 6292-nucleotide messenger RNA. RefSeq lists its product as uncharacterized. The coding region runs from base 2749 to 4008 and encodes 419 amino acids. Lineage: Eukaryota; Metazoa; Chordata; Actinopteri; Gadiformes; Gadidae. The transcript has 8 exons. The record is from RefSeq and is a predicted model, not a curated record.